Molecule: messenger RNA, 1149 nt
Organism: Radiomyces spectabilis
Lineage: Eukaryota; Fungi; Mucoromycota; Mucoromycetes; Mucorales; Radiomycetaceae
Exons: 2
Coding region: 1-1149 (382 amino acids)
Source: RefSeq, a predicted model, not a curated record
AUGCUGUACAAGGAGGAAUGUUACUUUCGUAAGAGUGUAAACCCAUCGACGAUCUGGCCAUGUCAGGAGUGGGGCCUAGCACCCAUUUCUCGCAGUGACGAUGGCGGUGUGGUAGUAUGCAAGAAGCAUCAAAGCUGUGCCAUUGAACCGGUGUAUGUCUACCCUGGACCUACGAUUGCGAUGGUGAAUGGGCUAAAUUAUCGCGAAAGAAGUGCACUUUCGCCAGUGAAGAUUAUGUCCCAGAUUACGAGAAAGAGGGCUAUCACCAGCGGGCGGGUUGGCCAUUAUGAGUUGGCCGGUAGUUUAUGGAUGCGCCAUAACUAUGAAUUUGCGCAAAUGAUGUACGAAGGGACAUUGGGGAUGUUUUAUCAGGAUGGAGUUCCUGGACAGUUGCGGCCAAGAAGAAUCAAACAAGUAUGGGACAAACUUGUACAGUGCAACCCAUUGCUUCAAGUAUACAAGGAUCCGGAGGUGGUGGAAGAGCUCGUGGAAUACCACCUGGAGACCCACCAUCAUAAAGUGGGUGCCGCAAGUGGGUGGCGGAAUAAAAUCGUUUUUCCAAUCGAGGACAUUCCGCCGUCAGCAACUGAUGAAGCAUUUCGUGUGGAAGGUCUUCGCAUUGGCCAAGAUACCCGUGGCGACGACGUGCAGUUUAGCCACCCUUCUUUGAUGGCACUCAUGUUCCCUCAUUUGUUUACCUACGGACGUGGGCACUACUCGAUGGCUCAAGUAACUGCAGAGAACACGGCGUUGCCGGAGGAGUAUGGUGGAGUGGCAAUGGCUACUCGCGACGGGGAGACCAUCAAAGGAUAUGCCAAACGCUGUCUGUUGCUUGCCGACCGUCGCUUUGCACGAGAUCCGUCAUUCUUGUUCUUCAUGCUAGACGCGAUAGAAAAGCACAAUAUUUCCUCCUACAGACGACGAGUGGUGAACACAAGAGGCAGAGGUGCUAUUCAGCAACAGGAUGUUGUGAGCGUCGAUCCGGGUACAGGUGUGCCUGAGAUUCGACAGGAUCGAACUUCUGGUGUCCCACACAUCAUUCGUUCAUCAUACGCAUACAAAAGAAAGGCAUAUCUGGAUAUGGCGUGUUUGUUCGAUAAAUUAGGAGAGCCACAGGUAUAUUAUAUAAAGAAGAGAGAGCAAAUGUGA